GCGUUGGGAAAAAUGAUUGGAAUUUCCAAGAUUGAAUAAACCAUUACGACAGCAAAGCCCCUGGGCUCUUGCUUUGCUUCGCUUCAUUCAAAGUUUCGUACAGCCCCGGACUUUAAAGAUAGAACAAGAAGAAGAAGGAAAGAAAAAAGCUUUCCCAUGGUGGUGGCCGCCAUUGAAGAACCUUCAUCCUUCAUGGGUUUUCCAUAUUCAAAUCAAUAGCCAAAGACAGAACCGAACCCACAAGCAAAAUUCGUUGAAGAUUAUGAAACACACAAAAAAAAGAAAAAACCCCGUAGAUUUCAUCUUCAUAUAUUAAUAUUUUUAUAUUGAGUAUUAUCACAUUGUUGUAAGGUUUCGUAGAAGUUUUGUCUUAUGUCAAGAAUCAAAUUUCUCUCCUUCAUCAUUCUCCUCACGUUAUCACUUUUUUGAUCAUUUUCCACACCUUUCUUUCUUCUGUUGUUGGCUGUUUGUUUCCUUCAACCCUAGUGUUUUUGGUUUUUGGUUUUGAUGAUCCGCUGGUUCGUUCCUUUUUUUUCGUGUUCUUCUAAGGAAGUUUGUGAAUAAGGACGGAAAUCAAGUUAUCUUCGGUGAGGAUUUUGUGGGGGUGGGGUGGGUCGGUCAUUGAUUAGUAGGGUUUUACCGGGGGAGACGUUGGAAUCAAGCAGAUUUUGUUAGCUCUUCGUGGUUAUUUUGCUGGGGAUUGGUAUUUUCGGUUGAAGGUUGUGGGGGUUGCUGUUGAAUUGAGUAGUUUUGAAGGUUGGUUGAUAAACAAGAACUCUGUAGACGAUAUUAGCCUUUUUUAGGGAUUUUAGAUCAUGGUACUUUUAGCAGUGAAGUAGCAAUUCGAGAUUUCGGAUUUUAGUUAAGGGUUAAGGUUUUUAAUGCUUGGAAUUCUAAAGUUUAGCAGCAACGGCGGAGCGUAAUCUGGAAGAACGGUUGAUUUGACUUUCCUUGCCGUGCCUCCGCCGUAGACGACGGAUUGGUUCAUCACUUUUCUUUGUGAAAAGGAAGGGUUUAAUUUGGCUGCUUAUCUUGUCGGUCUUCAUCCUGUGGCUGAGAUUCUUCGUUGUGGAUAAGAUGAGCUCAAGCGUGACAGAUUCUGGUGCAAACAGCGGCAAGUUGCUGGUUCAUGUUUCUGAGAAUGGACAUUCAUUUCAGCUUGACUGUCACGAGGGUAUGCUGGUUGAGGAUGUGAUGCGUUUGAUUGAGUCGGUCACUGGGAUUAACUGUAAUGAUCAAGUUAUUCUUUCUUUGGAUGUGAGACUUGAAUCGCAGCGACCCCUUUCGGUUUAUAAGCUUCCAGCUGAUGAUCGGGAAGUUUUCUUGUUUGAUCGAACCAGGCUACAAAGCAAUUCGCUUCCGCCUCCACCGGAGCAGAUUGAUAUCCUUGAUCUUGUUGAGCCACCAUCACCUUCUUCUUCUCAAGAUUCCCAUCCUUUAGAUGAUGCAUCAGAUCCUGCUUUGAAGGCUUUGCCUUCUUAUGAGCGUGAGUUUCGUUACCAUUAUCACAAAGCUCAUACGAUAUACAGUAGUACAGUGAUGAAAUAUGAAUGCUGUGAGAGGCUAUUGCGAGAGCAGAAGGUUCAAGAGAGAGCUAUAGAAGUUGCAAGGGGUAAUUUGGAUCAAUACUAUAAAAUGAUUACUCAGAACUACACAGAUUUCAUGAAGCGGUAUUCGCAGCAGCAUCGGGUUCAUUCUGAUUUGUUGAUGAAUUUGGAUAGAGACAUUGAGAAAUUGAGGUCUGUUAAGCUUCAUCCUGCCUUACAAACAGCCAACCGCAAGUGCUUACUGGAUUUUGUAAAGGAAGAUAAUUUGCGGAAAUCAGCAGAAAAUUGCAGCAGUUCGCACAGCCAGUUUGAGAACAAAGUUCUUCAAUUUAAGGACAUAUUCAACGAGGUUAAGCGGAAAGUUGAAGAUUUAUUUUCCAGCAGGGCUUCUUUCUCUAUAAAAAUUUUGGAACUGAAUAUAAAGGAGCAUCAGCGGUAUAUCAACGACCAAAAGAGUAUAAUGCAGUCCUUGAGCAAAGAUGUUGACACUGUAAAGAAACUGGUGGAUGAUUGCUUAUCUUGUCAGUUAUCUUCCUCACUUCGUCCUCAUGAUGCGGUUUCGGCCUUGGGUCCUAUGUAUGACGUCCAUGACAAAAAUCAUCUGCCAAGAAUGCAAGCUUGUGAUCGUGCAGUUUCCAAACUACUUGAUAUUUGUAAGGAUAAAAAGAAUCAAAUGAACAACUUCUUGCACUAUUACAUGCAAAAGAUCGCUUAUAACUCUUACAUCAUCAAGGAUGUCAAAUUACAAUUUCCUGUUUUUAAAGAGGCGAUGGGGCGUCAGGAUGACCUAUUUAUGGACCUAAAGUUAGUGAGAGGGAUUGGUCCAGCCUAUAGAGCUUGUCUUUCUGAAGUUGUGAGAAGGAAAGCUUGCAUGAAGCUUUACAUGGGUAUGGCUGGUCAAAUGGCUGAAAGGCUUGCAAGAAAGAGGGAUGAUGAAGUUAGAAGGCGCGAGAUGUUUCUGACGGAACAUGGUGGAUACUUUCCAAGAGAUGUGAUAGAAUCCAUGGGACUAAAUGAUAUUCCUAACCCGUGUGAUGUCCAUAUAUCUCCUUAUGAUGAAUGUUUGAUUGAUGUUGGUAUCUUAGACCUUGACCGUUAUGCCCCCGAGUAUUUGUUAGGAUUCCCUUGGAAGAACGAGAAGCAAGGAAUCACUAAGGACUCUUCUAUAAAGUCGAUUGGAGCAUUGAGUUCUGUUGAGGCUGAAGAAAGUUCAAAGGAUACCUUUGAGAGUUAUGGGUCUGGUGAGCUUCUUGAAGGUUCUGAGUUAGUAGAGAUUGCUGGAACCAGCAAGUUGGAAGUUGAAAAUGCAAAAUUGAAAGCUGAACUUGCGUCUGCUUUAGCCACCAUAUGUUCAUUUUCUUCUGAAUAUGAUUUAAGUGAUGAUAGCAAACUUGACAGUGUUUUAAAGAAUGCUGCUGAGAAAACAGCUGAAGCCCUGCAUCUUAAAGAUGAAUAUGGAAAACAACUUCAACAAAUGCUUAAAACUAAGCAAAUGCAGUGUGAAUCAUAUGAAAGACGCAUUAAAGAAUUGGAGCAAAGACUGUCAGAUCAGUAUGUGCAGGGGCAAAGUCUCUCUAUUAAUGUUGUGUCUGAUUUUUCAGUUUCGGCUGUAAAGAAUGGUGAUUGCAAGCCACAAAUCUUAGGUGGUCCAGAAGCCCCUGCACUUUGUAUAUCUACUUCAGAGCCAAUGGAUGAGGUUUCUUGCAUCUCAAAUUCACUGGAUGUUAAGCUGGGGCUCUUUGCUGAACAGCCAGGCAGAGUGCGUGAAGCAGUGGAUGAAAAUAUGUUGGAUUCCCGUGGUGAUCAGAAUCCUCAUUUGGAUUCCUCAAUGAUGGAACCAAAUCGUGAAGAAUUUCAAGACAAUGAUAAAUAUGUGAGAGAUAAAGUAGUAGGGCAGAUGGGAAUAUCUCUGACGAACAGUUCCACAGCUGAGAGCAUGCCUCGGUCUCUGAAUGUCUUACCUUGUGAAACUGUAGAAAAUCCCAAUUUGGAAUCUAAUCUUCCAAAUGGCCUUCUGCUGGAGUUGCAAAAUGCGCUUGCAGACAAGACCAUUUUGUUGAGUGAAACUGAAACCAAACUUAAAGGUACUUUGGAGGAGGUUGUCGUACUGAAGAGAGAGUUGGAAGCUAGUAGGAAGCUUCUUGAUGAAUCUCAGAUGAAUUGUGCCCACUUGGAGAAUUGUCUGCAUGAAGCGAGAGAGGAAGCUCAAACUCAUCUUUGUGCAGCUGCUCGUAGGGCUUCAGAGUAUACUGCACUUCGUACGUCGGCUGUGAAGAUGCGGGGCCACGUUGAAAGACUAAAAUCCUAUGUUUUUGCUCCGAACGGAGUGGCUGCUUUUGCUCAUUCAUUACGCACUUUAGCACAAUCUUUAGCCAAUUCUGGCAGUGACAAUGAAAAUGAUGGUACAAAUGAAUUCCGCCAAUGUAUCUGGGCUAUAGCAGAAAGAGUUGGACAUUUGGUCAAACAACACGAGAAAUACGCAAAGCUUGAAGCUACCAACGAACAGCUUGUCAAAGAACUGGAAGAGAAGAAAGAGCUUGUUAAAACUUUGUACACGAAGCAUCAACUCGAGAAACAGGCAAACAAGGAGAAGAUUUCUUUUGGUCGAAUGGAAGUCCAUGAGAUUGCUGCAUUCGUUCGGAAUGCAGCUGGGCAUUAUGAGGCAAUUAAUCGUAAUUGUGCCAACUACUACCUGUCUGCUGAAUCCGUGGCUCUAUUUGCUGACAAUCUCCUAACUCGUUCUAACUACAUUGUUGGGCAGAUUGUCCACAUUGAACACCAAACUGUGAAACCAUCACCGCCUUCUCCUCGGCGUGAUCAUGGUACGGUGGAUCAAACUGAUUGUGUGAUCUCCGACUCGGGGACUGACAGGUUGACCUUGAAUUCAGGUUUAUCUUCGAACCCAUACGGUCUCCCGGUCGGGUGUGAAUAUUUUAUAGUGACCGUAGCGAUGUUACCGGAUACUGCUAUUCAUUCAACAGCUUCCUGAUCCCUGCAAACAACAGAGUCUGACAUGAUGGAAGAUCCCAAGUGUACAUAACAAUAACAUUGAAGAACAAUUGUUGGGAGGUGAACUUUUUUUUAUUUUUCUUUUGUACAAAAUGAUGGUGGAAUGAGUUUUUAACCCCCUCACUUUAUACCCAUCUCUCUAUGUAAAUAUUUUAAAACACUUCAGUGUUGAAAACUGUGAAUAUUAUUGCCAUCUACCCUUCUAGUUUGACUCUA
This is a messenger RNA of Cucumis melo (muskmelon), 4772 nucleotides long. RefSeq names its product autophagy-related protein 11. Bases 1078 to 4536 code for a protein of 1152 amino acids. Gene Ontology annotation, biological process: autophagy of mitochondrion; positive regulation of protein phosphorylation; reticulophagy. The record is from RefSeq and is a predicted model, not a curated record. The transcript has 5 exons. Gene Ontology annotation, molecular function: molecular adaptor activity; protein kinase binding. Lineage: Eukaryota; Viridiplantae; Streptophyta; Magnoliopsida; Cucurbitales; Cucurbitaceae. Gene Ontology annotation, cellular component: Atg1/ULK1 kinase complex; extrinsic component of membrane; phagophore assembly site membrane.